Aspergillus piperis CBS 112811 is the source of this 2902-nucleotide messenger RNA. It is a transcript of the gene hxB, whose product is annotated as putative molybdenum cofactor sulfurase protein (HxB). The record is from RefSeq and is a predicted model, not a curated record. Gene Ontology annotation, biological process: Mo-molybdopterin cofactor biosynthetic process. NCBI's taxonomy places the organism in Eukaryota, Fungi, Ascomycota, Eurotiomycetes, Eurotiales, Aspergillaceae. The transcript has 2 exons. Gene Ontology annotation, molecular function: molybdenum cofactor sulfurtransferase activity; molybdenum ion binding; pyridoxal phosphate binding. The coding region runs from base 181 to 2649 and encodes 822 amino acids.
GUGUAUUUAGCGGACUUGACAUAUCCAUCUGUGGUUCAGGGAGCAUUCCAUAUGCAGUGAAUCAGCGGUCGCCACCUCACUCUCGACCCCUGCCAGCAAUGCGACACUCGACCUUCACCACACCACAACCAUAAUUUACCAUUAACUUGCAAUUAAUGUCGUCUGGAACGGAUCACCAGGAUGACAGACAGGGGCAAGUGCCAGUACCCGGAUGAUGUGGACGUCAUCCGGGAACGUGAAUAUCCCUUGCUCAAAGACACCACAUAUCUUGACCAUGCAGGUACCACGCUUUACGCGAAAUCCCUGAUUGAAUCGUUCUCCCGAGACCUUACGUCGAACCUCUACGGGAAUCCCCAUUCCAUGUCCGCACCUUCACAGCUAUCGACUCAACGCGUGGAUGAUAUCCGUCUACGGGCCCUUCGUUUCUUCAAUGCUGAUCCGGAGGAGUUUGAUCUUGUAUUUGUGGCGAACGCUACGGCCGCAACUAAAUUGGUAGUCGAUUCUCUCCGCGACUCAACGCCCCAAGGGUUCUGGUAUGGAUACCAUGUGGAAUCGCAUACGAGCCUGGUCGGGGCGCGAGAGCUUGCAAGCACUGGGAGCAGGUGCUUCGUGGCGGACGCAGAGGUUGAGAGCUGGAUUUCUCAACUGAGUAUAGAACCUGUGCAAGGUCCUCGACUGUUUGCAUACCCUGCACAGUCGAAUAUGAACGGCCGGCGAUUUCCUCGUGACUGGUGCGGGAGGAUACGGGAGUCGGCAAAGGACACUUAUACGCUUCUUGAUGUCGCAUCGCUUGUGUCGACAGCCCCCCUCGAUCUGAGUGAUGCUUCCGCCGCACCCGACUUUGCCGUUCUCAGCUUCUACAAGAUUUUCGGUUUCCCCGACCUCGGUGCAUUGAUUGUUCGCAAGAGUGCUGGCCACAUCUUUGACAAGCGGAAGUUCUUUGGUGGGGGAACUGUAGAUAUGGUUUUAACACAGGGGACAAACUGGCAUGCGAAGAAGCAAUCUUCGAUUCAUGAACGACUGGAAGACGGGACGCUUCCGUUCCAUAAUAUAAUCGCAUUGGGCUCUGCAUUUGAUACGCACGAGCGCCUUUUUGGAUCUAUGGAUCAUAUUUCUUCGCACACCCGCUUCCUAGCGAAGCGCUUAUAUGAUCGCAUGAUUUCCUUGAGACAUCAUAACGGGGAGAGAGCUUGCCAUGUGUACAAGCCAUCACACACUGACUAUACCGAUCCUUCCUCGCAGGGUCCAAUCUUGGCAUUCAAUCUGCGAAGCAGUCAAGGUGCCUGGAUUGGUAAAUCCGAAGUGGAGAAACUGGCCAGCGUCAGGAACAUACAAAUCAGGUCUGGAACGCUAUGCAAUCCGGGAGGCACAGCGGCCAGCCUUAACUGGACCGGAGCAGACAUGCUUCGACAUUUUGGAGCAGGCAUGCGUUGUGGCGAUGACCAUGAUAUCAUGGACGGACGACCUACUGGGAUUCUGAGAGCAAGCCUCGGUGCGAUGAGCAACAUGGCCGAUAUUGACACUUUCAUGGCUUUUAUCGAGGAAUUUUACGUCGAGAAAAGCCCGACUAUGUGCGCGUUGCUGCCACCACCGGAAGCCAACCUUUCUCACCGGUCCGGUUUCCAUGUCGAGAGUCUGUCCGUGUAUCCCAUUAAGAGUUGUGGUGCAUUCAAAGUACCCGACGGCAAGCGCUGGGAAAUCCGCCGAGAAGGCCUGGCCUGGGAUCGCGAAUGGUGCCUGAUUCACCAAGGCACAGGUACAGCUCUCAAUCAGAAGAGAUAUCCUCGCAUGGCUCUUAUAAGACCAUUUAUCGAUCUCGGCCAAGGCUUAUUGCGCGUCACCUGUGGAUCUAUACAUUCCCCAAGCCAGAAAACGCUCGAGAUUCCUCUGGAUCGCGAGAAUAGCAACCUCACGACUACCUCCUUAUGCCAGAAUAGCUCGAAACCUUCUACUGUCUGCGGAGACCAGGUUAUUGUUCAAGCAUAUUCAUCUCCCAUAGUGUCCGUCUUCUUCUCUGACUUCCUUGGUGUACCCUGUACGCUCGCGAGAUUCCCACCUCAAUCCUCCACCCGACUUGCCGAACCCAGACGUGGUGCUGGCAGCAGGAGAUCACCACUUGGACAAGCUAUGCCAGGUGCAUUCCCCCAAGAUACCCCGACCCCUGAGGCAGAACGAAAUCCAAUCCUCUUGUCAAACGAGAGUCCAAUCCUGCUCAUCUCCCGCUCAUCCGUGAAUCGUCUUAACGAGACCAUCAAGGGCAGUCCUACAACCACCAACAGUACUGGCCGCAAGAAAGCUGUAGCUGCCGAUGUAUUUCGUGCCAACAUCGUCGUUGCAGAGGAUUUUCCACAGCCGGUAAGUGCAGGACGACCGUAUAUCGAAGACCAUUGGGAGAGUUUGCACAUUGGGCCCGAAAAUCUUCAGUUCAACGUCCUUGGAUCUUGUCAGCGGUGCCAGAUGGUCUGUAUUGAUCAGCUUACUGGUGUGCGUGGUGAGGAACCAUAUUCGACGUUGGCGAAAACGAGGAAGAGUGGAAAUAAGAUUUACUUUGGGCGACAUUUAGCGAUUUCGUCUGGUGAUGGGAAUGACACCAAGUCAAGGACAGUAAUGGUGGGAGAUGUGGUUACUCCGUCUUACUAUGGGCCAUGAAUGAUGAGUUAUGAUUUACAUAUAGGUUGUGGAUAAGCAUUGCAUUGCAUUGGAAGCAUGUAUCAAAUUGGAACAUUACUAGUUAUAGCAUGUGUGACAUUGUAAACAAGGUGGAAACCUCCUUUGAAUGGUUUGUUUGCGUUCAACAUUCUAUUGAUACCAUUUCCAUUCACGCAGACAUUCAAUGUGCAUGAUUUUGAGAAACAAGCUAUUUGUACAAUAAAUACAUAAGAGGAAAAACUCCCGUGCCGAA